Messenger RNA from Portunus trituberculatus (swimming crab), 871 nucleotides. RefSeq lists its product as uncharacterized. Bases 152 to 655 code for a protein of 167 amino acids. The transcript is spliced from 5 exons. Lineage: Eukaryota; Metazoa; Arthropoda; Malacostraca; Decapoda; Portunidae. The record is from RefSeq and is a predicted model, not a curated record.
CGGGGAUGCAGGAGGCCAGGAGUGGGAGGAGCGGCAGUGGCGGGACGAGCUGGUAUAUAUUGCAGUGCAGAUUGCCCGACAUUCACACUCCACUCCUCAUCCUGGUCCUUGUUGCCUUUGCUGCUACUGUGCUUCAACAAAUCCGUGAGCCAUGAUGAAGGGAACACUUGUGGCGGCGGUGGUGGUGGUGGUGGCUAUGGUGACGGGCGGCGCUCACGGGCAGUCCAAGGAGGAAUGCAUGAACACCCUGAUGACCAGUUUGAAGAUGGUGGAGCCAUUCUUGCCCAUCUCCAAGAUGAUGGACCGCUACAAGACCAUGGGAGGAGUGGAGGGAGCCAUGCAGCGUCUUAAAUAUUCCAUGAGGACCUGUGUGUGCAGCAUGGUUACUCCUAACCCCACCAACGACACCGUCUGCGGUUGCAUUAAGGAGUUGGAGGAUUGUGAAAAAAUGCACGAGCCGAAAGCAGACACGCCCAAAGAAGAAAUCAUGAACAAAGUCACCGAUCUUAUGAACUGCAUGGGCGUCGAUAGAAUGUCCGCCUGUCUCAAGUGCAAGGAGAUGGUCAAUGAUAACCCCCUGCAUAUGGUCUGCAUGAAACAAGGAUUCGAGUGUCCCAUGAUGAAGAUGGAUAUGGAUAUGAAGGACGGCAUGUAGAGGGUGUAGUGGUGCCUCAAGACGGUCACCCAUCCAAGGCACAACCAGACCCAGCGUUGCUUAAACCUCGCUGAUGCGUUCUUGUCUCGCUCCACUCGCUCCGAUAUAUGUGUAGGACAGACAAACACACACACAAGAGCGCGCACACACACACACACACACACACACACACACACAGUAAUCUUUGUUCUGUUUAUUAAAGUUACAAGCAUCCCU